This is a messenger RNA of Dacryopinax primogenitus, 672 nucleotides long. RefSeq lists its product as uncharacterized. The record is from RefSeq and is a predicted model, not a curated record. The transcript has 3 exons. NCBI's taxonomy places the organism in Eukaryota, Fungi, Basidiomycota, Dacrymycetes, Dacrymycetales, Dacrymycetaceae. The coding region runs from base 1 to 672 and encodes 223 amino acids.
AUGUCAAUGGACAGACACACUCCGAUCGUGGUUGAUCUCACGCCAUUUUCUCCUCUCGACAUGCACACAACCUUCACUACUAGUGCAGAGUGGCUGCAGCAGCUUAUCUUGGUGGAGGACGUGGUACUCGAGCGAUACGCGAGGAGCAAGGCCGAACAUGCGCAGUACGACCUUCGCACAGGCGGUCUGCAUGUGAUCACACGGGAUGCCGUUUACGGACGGGAUUGGUCAGAGGACCUUGCGUCGAAGGAUAUAUUUACCAUCAACAUGGUGUCGCAUGAAGACUCUGGUUUCGACGGGAUGACAUGCCUGAGCGACUUCAAAAUCGCCCGUCGAUGGUCGUCAACGGACAUUCCAGAUUUCAGAAACGAAACACCAGGCCUUCCUGGCCGGAGGAAGAGAGGACAGAGCGUCACGGCGCCGAGAAUCGAUGUCAUCAUCUGCAGGGGCACGCGUACGUCGGAACACGAGAAUGGUGCCUACCAAGCACAGGACAAAUCACAGCCUGGCGAGCAUUGGAAGAAUCAGAAGGUGCACGAGAUCCCUCACGAUAACAUGCUCCUUGUUUUCCCCGGUCUCAUGUUCUCCGUCUUUCUCCCCCAUCUCGACCACACGAUCGUAGCCACCGCGCUGCCUACAAUCGUCUCCGAACUCGGGCGUGCAGACCAGUAG